Mugil cephalus (flathead mullet) is the source of this 2570-nucleotide messenger RNA. RefSeq names its product indoleamine 2,3-dioxygenase 2-like. Gene Ontology annotation, molecular function: indoleamine 2,3-dioxygenase activity; heme binding; L-tryptophan 2,3-dioxygenase activity. The transcript is spliced from 10 exons. NCBI's taxonomy places the organism in Eukaryota, Metazoa, Chordata, Actinopteri, Mugiliformes, Mugilidae. The record is from RefSeq and is a predicted model, not a curated record. Gene Ontology annotation, biological process: 'de novo' NAD+ biosynthetic process from L-tryptophan. The coding region runs from base 124 to 1359 and encodes 411 amino acids. Gene Ontology annotation, cellular component: cytoplasm.
AAUAAAAAGGGAUGUGACAAAGACAGUGAAAGCAGGCUCGGAGCAAGUUCAGCGUCAGAUAUCACAUUGAGCAACCUUUCCCCUCAAAGCUCAACUACUACGGUGGAGCACGGCAUAGAGCACAUGGAGACAAAAAGCAGGGAAGCCAUGCAGGCUGACUUUGACGCCUUUGAUAUUUCGGAAGAGCUUGGAUUUCUCCUUGAAGAGCCUCUGACUCACCUUCCAGACUAUUAUCAGGUGUGGCUGGACCUGGCAAAUAAUCUGACACAUCUCAUAGAAACACAGAAGCUGAGGGACCUGGUUCAUAAGAUGCCGGUCUUGAGCCCCCACCUCUUGAGUAACCACCGGGAGCUCCGGCUGGCUCACUUAGCGCUGGGAUUCAUCAGCAUGGGAUACGUAUGGCAGGAGGGACAACACGCACCCGCUCAGGUUCUCCCAAAAGCCCUGGCGCAGCCUUUUUGGCUGGUAUCUCGAAGGCUCGGCAUUCCACCCAUCCUGACCUAUGCAGAUUCAGUUUUAGCCAACUGGAAGCUAAGGGAUCCCGCAGGGGAUAUGGAAAUUGGAAACAUGGACUUGAUAUUUUCCUUCCCUGGUGGUGAGAGUUGCAGGGGUUUUUUCAUUGUGUCACUGCUGGUUGAGAUGGCCGCCAGUUCAGGAAUAACGGGGGCCCUGGAAGUGAUGCGAGCUAUGAAAAUCUCUGACCUCAUCGGCAUACAGAACGGUCUCGUCAAAGUAACUCAGUCCUUGAAGAAAAUGAAAGAAACUUUCAAACUCAUGCACAAUCAUGUGGAGCCAGCCGCAUUUCAUGGAACACUGAGAAUUUUUGUCUCAGGGUGGAGAGACAACCCCAUGCUUCCAAGGGGGCUGUUGUAUGAAGGUGUGAGCAACGAGCCGAUCUUGUUAUCAGGUGGAAGUGCAGCCCAGAGUUCAGCCAUUCAAUGCUUUGAUGCUUUGCUGUCCAUCCAGCAUGGCGGUGAGACAGGAGCCUUCCUAACACGCAUGAGGGAGUACAUGCCUCCUGCCCACCGUCAACUGAUAGAAGCUCUCUCUGUGUGUCCACCUCUGCGAGACUUCGUCCUGUCCUGCCCCAGCUCUGACCUCUGCCAAGUAUACAACUGCUGCGUCUCUGCGUUGGUGGAUUUACGGAACUAUCACCUCAAUACUGUGUCCAAGUAUGUCAUUGUGCCUGGUAACCAAGCCAAGUCCAUGGGCUGCCCACUCAGAGGUGGGUGCACUGCGUUGAACACCAUUGGGACUGGUGGAUCCAGCCUCAUGAUCUUCCUCAAGAGUGUUCGCAACACUACCCAGAAAGCUCUAAUCUUAGAUAGACCCUCAGCAUCAAGAGAAACUGAUAUUUAAUUUUAGGCAUGUCAGUGUGGUAGGUUUGUGUGUGUGGCUCCAACCAAUCUACUUCACACAUGGAUGAGCGAUUGUAAUAUUUUAGAUAUGCACGGGACCAGAGGCAAUUACUCUUCAGCGAAUGGGCAUGUGCAGUGACCCCCAACCUUAAACUACCAAUGGACGAUUUGCCGUGACAUCUGUGUCAUAAACCUCUCAUAAGGGUCUCUCUCCGAAGCUGCCCGGCAAAUGCAAUGCUGCUGCUGCUGUCUGUAUGUGAACAUGCUCGACACGUUCACUAUCAAACAUCAGUUACUUGCAGACUGUUAGUCGUUUACCCGAAUGAGACCUCAUACUGCUUUCUCUUCUUAUGUCUAUCAUGUGAAGGGCACGACUGUGGUUGUUUGAGAAUAAAAUGCCAACACCAGCAUUUCUUCCUCUGCAAUUUGGUGCUGGCACUGUGGGCAGCAUUUUUGUGCCAGACUGUUCAUAAUAACCUCAAAAGAAAGCCACACUUGUUCAGCGAAUAGCUGAUAUGCACCUUAAACACUUUUUACCACAAAUAGUGGUGCAAGAGUUAUUUAUUUUAUUUUAUUUUUUCAAAUUUCAAAUUGUGUACUGGCAAGUCAGCUGAGUUCCCCAGCCAGUGCCAUGUAAUGUACUGAGUGGUUGUGGUUUGUGUCUGUUUGUCAGUUCUUUUCACAUUUGAUUCAAAGGUUGCUGUUUAAUUUUCAUACAAUAACAACACUUAGGUCAAUGUGCCCAAAGGUUGUGUAUGGUCAUGAAUGUGAUAUUGUAGGUACCUGAAAAUUCGUGGAAGUGUUUUUACAUGUUGUGAAACUACAUGUGGGAACAUAUGAAUACAUGGGAACCAAAGAAGUCAGUGGAACAAUGUUUUUCAGGAUGUGGUUAGAUGAGAUGAAUUCUUGGAAGAGACUGUAUUCAUGACUAACUACUUCCUGCUACUCUUCAGAUCAACUUGUACCAGGAGAGAAGAAUUAUCAGUCACUUAUUUAUGAUUAAGAUGUUCAUUGUCAGCAAAAAUGAUGAGAUACUUAGCAUAAAUAUAAAAUGAGAACAAUGUAAAUGUCAUUUUUUAAUGUUACUAAUUAAACUGCACUUUAUAUAAUAAAAAUUGUGAUAUCGCCAUGCUUCAGAGACGCUCUGAGAUGCAGUGUUGCUUUUAAUUUAUUUGGGUUUAUGGAGUAAAUGCAUAAUUAGCAAAACUCAAA